AGGAGGAUCUGCAGAUAUCGCAUGGAAGAAAGAGGCUGCCAAUGAGAUGAAAGUGGUGCUGGGAUUAGGUUCGGCUUGGUUGUACCUGGUGGCGGUGGUCCUCACCAGUGCGUCGCAGAUACAGGUCGAGACAAGUGUGGCUCCAAUCAUCACUUCAACAACUGCACCUCUGGACUUAAAGGACUUGGGGAGGGAUGGUGGACAAACGAUCCAGAGUGUCACUGACAGCACAGAGACUACAGCUGAAGUCACAGCCUUUAGCUUCACAGAGGAGUCUACUACUGACACAGCCAUGACACCUGUAUCUAUUACUCAGGCAGGUGCAGUUACUUCAUCCACAGCUUCAGAGAGCCCCGUGGACACACAAACUCCACUGGGAUCAUCGACCACUCGAAGUUCCGGACACACCUUUUCAUCUCUGUCUGCCAGCACCUCUGUGGGGAGUACCCCCUCUGUCCUGUCCUCCAUCACAGCCUCUGACCCAACAACUACAGGAGGGUCCCAGAGCAUCACAGGGCCAACUCACCAGGAGACACCCUCGCAGCUCAAUGUUGGCGGUGAAGAUUUUAAGGGGAGUGGCCACAGCUCCCUGGACCCCCUGCUCGCUGGCCUUCUGUCGAUGUUUAUCGUCACCACGGCAGUCAUCUUUGUGGUUCUUUUUCUCAAGUUUAGGCACCAAAACAACAACCCAGAGUUUCACCGGCUCCAGGAUCUACCAAUGGAUGAUUUGAUGGAAGACACACCUCUUUCAAGAUACACCUAUUGAACCUAUUGAUGCCUCUUGUAAUUACCUUCUAGGGGAUGAAAAUGAAAAUAUAGUUUAAGUGUGGAUGUGUUUAUGCUGCAUGCACAUCCACUGUGAGAGUGAUGCCAUAAAACAUUAGUCAUGUGUAGCUGCUUUACUGUUGAAAUUACUUAAAUAAGUUCUGGCAUUACCAUUUUUUUUACAUUUGACAUUCCCUUUUAAACUCAGAGAUGGUCAGUCAGGAAAGUUUGACUUAUCCAGACUGGCGUUAUUACAUAUGCACAGCACUUUAAAGUGGCAGAAGUGACCAUAGUGCCCUCUAGUGGACAUAAGAGGGCUCAAGGUAAAUGUAUAAAGUAUGUGUCCAAAACCUUUUGACAGUGAAGAAGCAGCUGAAAGAAAUAUGUGGAUUAAAGUUCUAACGUACUCAGUUUCUAUUUGAAAACACAGUCCAACCCCCAAACGUAAAAGAAACAACAAAUGAGCCCGGUCGUUCUGCAGUCUUUAAUAUCAGUAUCAAAAGUGAAUUUAUAACCUGACAAACAAGGGUAGUUUCCUCAAUAAAUUACAUAUUUAUAGGCUGAUCUGUUGAUAAAGUACUACUGGAAUAUUGUCCUGUUUUUUCAACAAAUAUAAUAUUUGUAAUAGGUGUUCAUAAGGGUUAUGUUAUUUUGUCAGUAAUGAGCUUUGAGUUGUCUAAUAGAUUGUUUCCUGAAUGGCUCUAACCAGAAGCUUUGAGCAGAAUCUUUGGUUUUAUUAUUUACCCAGUGUUGCCUUAUGGGUUAUAGUAUUGCCUUAAAUGUGAUGUAGGUUAAGUGUGAUAUAAAGCAAAUAUAUUUGUGAUUUAAAGUGACAGGCUUUUUUGAUAAUAAAAUUAUGUUAAAAGAA
Molecule: messenger RNA, 1633 nt
Organism: Periophthalmus magnuspinnatus
Lineage: Eukaryota; Metazoa; Chordata; Actinopteri; Gobiiformes; Gobiidae
Product: mucin-17-like
Exons: 5
Coding region: 47-766 (239 amino acids)
Source: RefSeq, a predicted model, not a curated record